Messenger RNA from Symsagittifera roscoffensis, 507 nucleotides. Its product is annotated as DNA-directed RNA polymerase II subunit RPB4-like. Gene Ontology annotation, biological process: transcription initiation at RNA polymerase II promoter. Lineage: Eukaryota; Metazoa; Xenacoelomorpha; Acoela; Convolutidae. Gene Ontology annotation, molecular function: nucleotide binding; translation initiation factor binding. The transcript is spliced from 3 exons. The record is from RefSeq and is a predicted model, not a curated record. The coding region runs from base 1 to 507 and encodes 168 amino acids. Gene Ontology annotation, cellular component: RNA polymerase II, core complex.
AUGGAUGAGCCUCUACCUUUUGCCUCCAACACAGAUGGGAGUUGCAGUGCGAAUGUGAUCUCUUCUAAUCCCAACCCGACACCUGCCGCCCCACAUGGGGGUCAACAGGAAGUGCUGGAGGACGCAUCUGAACUCAUAUUCCCAGACGAGUUCAAGGACGCACAGACGCUGUUGAUAGCGGAAGUGCACAGUCUGCUGCAGUAUGCGAAGGAUCAGAACAACCAACAUGAGGAUGAGUUCCACAUGCCCAACGAGGUCUUUGAGAAGACCAUGAAGUACACGGAGAAGUUUGCCAGGUUCAAGAAAAACGAGACAAUCACAGCAGUGCGCAAUCACCUGAUGACGAAAAAGUUGCACCAGUACGAGAUAGCAGCACUGGCUAACUUGUGUCCGGACUCAGCCGAGGAGGCCUGCGCUCUCAUUCCCAGUUUGGAGACCAGAUUCGAAGAGCGAGAGCUGGAAGCUAUACUCACCCAUAUCCAGAGCCUCAUUUCCUACGAUAAAUAA